Molecule: messenger RNA, 1398 nt
Organism: Platichthys flesus (European flounder)
Lineage: Eukaryota; Metazoa; Chordata; Actinopteri; Pleuronectiformes; Pleuronectidae
Exons: 1
Coding region: 133-1116 (327 amino acids)
Biological process (GO): sensory perception of taste; G protein-coupled receptor signaling pathway
Cellular component (GO): membrane
Molecular function (GO): G protein-coupled receptor activity
Source: RefSeq, a predicted model, not a curated record
UCAGGCCUCUUCUCUGAAAACAGCAAAAUAAAACACUCCCCACACACUCUGAGGCUGUGCGGUGCACUGGUUUAAAGAUUGAUUUAUUCUCAUAAAGUUUCAUUUCAUACAUUCGGAGUGAAGAUUAUUAUUAUGUUGGGGACAAAUAAAUUGGUGAUCUGGGUGAUGACAGGUCUAUUUGCUGUCACCACUGUAUUCUUCAAUUUUUACAUCGUCUUGAUGAGUCUAUUGAGAUACAGGCAGAAAAAGCAGUGGAGUCCCAGUGAAACCAUCAUCAUGGCUCUGUCCUUGGCCAACGUGGCCCACCAGGUGGUCUGCUACAUCUGGAUGACCAUGGAUGAGGUGGACAUCAAGUGUCUCAUCGCUCCGACGUCCUACACCAUCGUUCUGCUCAUCAUCUUCAGCCUCAAGUUCACCAUCAUGUGGGACACCAGCUUCCUCACCUUCUACUACAGCACCAAGCUGGUGAACACGCCCAACGCCUGCUACACCCACAUCCAGACCACCAUCCUCAAGCACGUAACCUUGGGAGUUUUCCUCAUCCUGCUCUUAGGCCUGGGCACCUGUAUGCCAAUGUUUGUGGUGUUCCACGCUGACAACAAAACCAAGACGAACAAAGAUUGCGGCAUUUUGGUGCCCGACACCCAGCCUGGCCAAAUUUACGAAGUCAUCUAUCUGCUCCUUUCUGAUGUUUUCCCAGGGUUGCUCAUGGCGAAAUGCUGCAUCUCCAUCUCUUUGCACCUGGCCAUCCACCUCCGUAACAUGAAAGCUAGCAGCAACGGAGCCCACCGCCCAAAGCUGGGCUCUCAGAUGAGAGUGAUCCAGAUGGCUUUAUCUCUAGUGGCCAUCUUCACUGUCUUCCUUGUUGUUGACCUGUACGUGAACUACCAGAUAGCUGUGAACCACAAGAGCGCCAUCGGGCUCACGUUCCUUUUCACGUCCAUUUACACGACCGGCGCUGCCAUGGUGCUGAUCUACGGGAAAAAGACCAUGUGGAAACCUCUGAUUCACGACUUCAACGUGUGGCUGGAUAUAUUUCCUUGUCUGUCUUGUCUGAAGGUGCCUGAAGAAAAAGCUACACCCAGAAAUGAAGCUACACCCAGCGCUCCUGCAUAAGUAGAAAAGUGAAGUGAAGAAAAUGUGUUUCGCAAUCAGUAAUUGCAAUAUUUUUUUUCAUCUUUUGUGCUCGCAGUUUAACCCUUGCCUUACCGUCACCAUCUCUUUACAAUCUUCUUAAACCAACAAGCUUUUUAAGCUGGGUAACUGCCUCAUUAUCCAAAUCAUGAGCUCAUCUCACUACACCUUUGAACAUCCAUAUUUCACGAGUGCAAAUACUAGUCAGACCUGCAAAAUAGCUCCCGAGCAUUGCUUCCUGGACAUGAUGUAACUCUAUACCCA